Molecule: messenger RNA, 1518 nt
Organism: Cavenderia fasciculata
Lineage: Eukaryota; Evosea; Eumycetozoa; Acytosteliales; Cavenderiaceae
Product: RNA-binding region RNP-1 domain-containing protein
Exons: 5
Coding region: 1-1518 (505 amino acids)
Molecular function (GO): RNA binding
Source: RefSeq, a predicted model, not a curated record
AUGGAUAGCUCUGACACUGAUACAACAAAGGAAACACCAACCACAGCAGAUACUGUCAAUAACAAUAAUAAUCAUAUAGAUAACAGUAAUAAUAAUAAUAAUAAUAAUAAUAAUAAUAAUAAUGGUGAAAGUGGUAGUGAUACAGAUGAAGAAGAACAACCUCCAUCGUCACCUAUAAAUACAACCAAUGGAUCAACCAAAGAUAAUAAGAUCAUCAACACCACCAGCUCACUUACAUCUGCCUCUGUUGCAUCAUCUGCACCUGCUCUAUCCAAUAAUAAUAUCAACAACAAUAAUAAUAUCAACACCACUUCUACACAUAAUGGUGGUGGUGGCGGUGGCGGCGGAGGUGACAAUAAUAAUAAUAAUGGUAAUCUAUUUGUAAACUUUCUUCCAAAUACUAUUACUACCGAAACAUUGCAUGCUAUGUUUUCAGUAUUUGGUGAGAUUGAAUCGUGUCGUGUCAUGGUUGAUUUAGUAUCUGGUCUUAGUAGAGGUUUUGGUUUUGUUAAAUAUAAAGAUAAUGCCUCAGCACAAUAUGCCAUACAAUCAAUGAAUGCAGCAAAAAUAGAAAAAAAGACAUUAUUGGUUAGAUAUGCCAAUUCAGAAUCUCAAUCAUCAUCAUCAUCGUCAUCUUCUUCGUCGUCAUCAUCAUUAUCACAACCAAUUACACAUCAACAUCAUCACCUGCCAGACUUGGAACAUCACAAACCAAGUAACAAUAUAUUCAUCAAAGGUUUACCAACUACUUUUACACAGGAUCAAUUGAAUACCUUUUUCUCCACCUAUGGCAUUGUUUUGGAGUCCAAAGUAUUGCUCGACAUUGCCACCAAUGCCAGUCGUGGACAAGCACUCGUCCGAUUCUCUGAGGUUGAAUCUGCAACCAAAGCAAUCAAAGCACUUGAUAAUUAUAAAUUCCCUGGAUCUGAUAAACCUGUCAUCAUUAAAUAUGCUGAUUCUGAAGAUGAUAAAAUCCUAAAGAGACAAAAAGCAACAUCAAAGAGACAACCAAUUAGAUAUUCUCCCUAUCCAUCACCAAAUGCCACUCCAUCAUUGUAUUCUCCGGCAGCGUAUUACUCGCAAAUGGCAAUGCCAAGUUUACCAACCAUACAAUCACCCAUAUUGUCAACUGGUUCGGAUCCAACCAAUCUUUAUGUUUACAACCUGCCCACUGAUGCCGAUGAUGCUCUCCUCUAUCGACUUUUCAGUCCUUCUGGCGCUAUUGCUAGCGUUAAAGUCGUAAAGGAUCCCAUCACUCAGGCAUGCAGAGGGUUUGGAUUCGUAAGAAUGGUUAAUCUUACAGACUCUCUCAAUGCAAUCAACUCUGUCAAUGGCUCCAUUGUCGAAGGAAAAAUUUUACAAAAACCACAACAACAACAACAACAACAACAACAACAACAACAACAACAACAACAACAACAACAACAACAACAACAACAACAACAACAACAAAACCAACCAAAAAACAAUAACCUUCCAAUUAAUAAUAAUCAAAACAAAAAAAAAAAAAAGUAUUAG